Molecule: messenger RNA, 816 nt
Organism: Saccostrea cuccullata (small rock oyster)
Lineage: Eukaryota; Metazoa; Mollusca; Bivalvia; Ostreida; Ostreidae
Product: fibroleukin-like
Exons: 6
Coding region: 1-816 (271 amino acids)
Source: RefSeq, a predicted model, not a curated record
AUGUGUCAAAGGGAGUGCGUCUUAUUUGGAUUCAACAGUCAAAUGAAGAAAUGUCGUACCCACAAGAAACUAUUCACGUCUGAGCUCUCUGAGGAGGUCAGUUGGAAAUACUACUCGGAUAGCGAUUUUGUUGCAGUGCCAAAAGAUUGUAAGGAUCUUCGCGAAGACAAUCAAACUAGUACAGGGGUGUAUGAUAUAUACCCCUACGGUACCUUGAUCAUUCCUGUCCGUGUCUAUUGCGAUAUGACCACAAUGGGCGGGGGAUGGACGGCCAUUCAGAAACGCGUAGACGGAUCUGUGAGCUUUGACAGGACCUGGAGGGAAUAUAAAAAUGAUUUUGGUUCACCUGAACAGGAAGUCUGGGUUGGAAAUGACGUAAUCCAUCUGUUAACAAAGGGGAAGAACUCAUCUCUGUUUGUUUCCAUCACUCUCGAGGACGAAGAAACGUUUUAUGAAAUGUACGACGGAUUCUCUGUCUCUGAUGAAGCUGGAAAAUAUCAACUCUUUCUCGCCGGACCUGCCACGGGAACACUUGAAUAUAAUUUGCAGAAGACUCUAUGUUUGACACUGGUUACCCCAAUAACUACGAUCUGUCUAGGAAUGUUCUUCUCCACCCCAGACAGAGAUAACGACGGGUCUAGUGACCGUCACUGUGCUGCUUACAGUUACACUAGAGGAGGCUGGUGGUUUAACAAUUGUCAUGACGCCUUCCUCAAUGGUCAAUGGUCUUCGGAGUCCUGGCUCAAACCGUGGUUUCCUAAAGUAAGGAGUGCAUCGUCUAUCAGAGAAACAACGAUGAUGAUCAGGCGUCACUAG